GCGGAUUAGUGGAGAGACUUUGAGCUGUUCUUGCAGGAAGAAAUACGCGACAAUGACUUCGACAAACACUUUCCAGGGCCUUGAGGACGGUGCAAAACCGAGUUCGAGGGUUUUGCGACCUCCCGGUGGAGGCAGCAGCAACAUAUUCGGUGGCUAUGAGGAUGAUGGUGGUGCUUCGAGACGGCCAAACAAGAUGGCCUCCACAAUUUUCGGCCCUCCAGAGGAGUCUCAAGGCGGCCCCAAACGCUCCAACCCUCCAGGUGGAAAGAGCAGUGGGAUUUUUGCCGAGCCCCAGGCUUCUUCCCCGAAACGUCAGCCCUUGCCUCCGAGCGGAGCAGCUAACAACAUCUUCGGAGGGCAGGACUCGAACCUGCCUACGGUUAAAAGUCAUCCCAACAAACCAAAGGACAACAUAAGUUUGGGUUCAGCUGUUACAGUUGCAGCACCAGCACCUCAGCCAAAGGAGCCAGUGGAAGUGAAGAAGGAGGUUGUAGUCACUCCUCAGGCGACCCCCCAAAAAGAAGCUCCCCCUCCUGAACCCGUAGCCAGUCAGGAUGCUGAGCCGUCCUCCAAACAACCAUCGGAGAAGGACCACGAGCCGCGCCUCGGACCUCGGCCACGCUCACACAACAGAGUGCUCAACCCGCCUGGUGGAAAAUCCAGCGUGGUCUUCUACUGACCAGUGCUGUGUUUUUUGUUUUUCCCCUCUCUCUCAAUCUCACUCUGUUCUGUCUUAUUAACACUGCUACUUUAGUUUUUUUUAAUCUUUUACGUUCUACAUGGUCUGUUAUUUUCUUUGUUUUUUUUCCCUCCCUCCAUAUUCCUAUUAGUUUUCCCUCUUGCACUUUCUAAUUCAUUC
Molecule: messenger RNA, 859 nt
Organism: Ictalurus punctatus (channel catfish)
Lineage: Eukaryota; Metazoa; Chordata; Actinopteri; Siluriformes; Ictaluridae
Gene: jpt2
Product: Jupiter microtubule associated homolog 2
Cellular component (GO): nucleus
Source: RefSeq, marked provisional